AUGGCAGGCAAAGAGCUCCCGCUUAGGCGACGGCUGCGGGCGUUUGGAUGCCGGGUUCAUCUGACCAUGGGGGUGGCACUGCUUGGCAUUUGGUGCUCGGGUCUGCUUUUUGCCGACGUGGCGAAGUCUGCGACAGCCUCGGAAGCGCCGGGCGAUAGAGCUCUGUCCAGGGAGCCAAGAGGUCGAGGAAGGCUGAGAAGAAGAAGGUCACCUGAGGGACCUGCCGUCUCCGUCGAGAAUCAGGGACGUUUACGUGACUUGGAGCAGCUUGCCCCAAACUCCUUGGAAGCAAAAAUGGCUGCUGAAGACGUUCUGAAGCAGCCGGAGCUUCUCACAAGGGUCAAGGAGUCUCAGUCUUUCAUCGCGGCGUUUGGCCGUCUUCAGCUGUGGCAGGAAGCUCUCCGUCUUCUAGAAGCAAAGCGCACGGGCACCAGAAGCCGCGGCGAUGUGGUGCUGACAAACGCAGCCAUGGUUGCCUGCAGCCAAGCCGGGGAGUGGGAGACCGUGCUAGCGCUGCUGUCUGGAGCACUAGCUCCUGACAUGGUCUCUUACAACUUGGCAAUGUCAGCCAGUUGCAACGCACGUGAAUGGCAGAGGGUCCUAAUGUUGCUCGAUGACAUGAAUGCGGCUAAAAGACGCUGGGACUUCUCUACCUACAACACCACCAUCACAGCCUGCGCACAGGGACGUCAGUGGGAACGAGGUGUUAGCACACUGAGCAACAUGCUCCAGGUCGACUUGCAACCUACUUGGGUUUUGUACAAUCUGGGCAUAAUCCUUGCCGGCGAGGGCUCUUUGUGGAGGACGGCAAUGGGAUACCUUGAGGAUAUGUGGGCUCGAGUAGUCAUGCCCGAUGCCUUGACUUACAGUUCUGUCAUCUCCGUUUGUGAGAAAGCUGGUCAAUGGGCAGAAGCUGUUCAGCUGGUAUGCAGCAUGCGCAAGAAGGGCCUUCCUGUAAAGGAACAAACUCUGCUUUCUGCGGUGCGAGCUUGUCAAAAGGCAGGGAAGGAAGCCUUUGCUGAAGAGACCUUCCCGGAGCUUGCGUUGGACAUGCAGUAA
Messenger RNA from Symbiodinium sp. CCMP2456, 1059 nucleotides. The record is from the annotation of a GenBank genome assembly. NCBI's taxonomy places the organism in Eukaryota, Dinophyceae, Suessiales, Symbiodiniaceae.